Molecule: messenger RNA, 6373 nt
Organism: Lindgomyces ingoldianus
Lineage: Eukaryota; Fungi; Ascomycota; Dothideomycetes; Pleosporales; Lindgomycetaceae
Exons: 2
Coding region: 465-6074 (1869 amino acids)
Molecular function (GO): guanyl-nucleotide exchange factor activity
Source: RefSeq, a predicted model, not a curated record
CGAUCAGCAGCGCGAAGACCACCCCAACCCAACUUCAACCUCAACCGCGGCGCCCGCUCUCUCAUCUUCCCACACCACAUCUAUACUCACCCCCGCGCCUCUCACUCUGUGGCCGCCACAGUCAACACCCUCCUGUGACGCCUCUGCUUCCCUCCAUCGUCACUAUCGCCGGCGUGUGAGGCAGUUCAGCCUGAAACACCAGACCGGGCUCGCAAACUUGGACCACUAGCCGCCUCCCCACGUUCAUUGGCCCGCCCUUGGAUAGAUUGAGGUUAACACCGUAUGAGUUGUCCCUCUGCUACCCUUGCCGCCUCGACUUGAGUGUACUCAAGCUGUCCAGGCCCCUCUUCACCGCCACAGGCUGAUUGGAUACCCUCGCUCGCCUUGGACUGCUCGCUGUCUUGAUUCGCGCCCACGCUCCCUCCCGACUUGCAAUUAGGACCAUGGUGCGGUAGGGGAGCACAAUGGGGGAGCCAGAGCAAAAGCCGCAUAACUAUGCAUACGCUCCCAGCGUCGCCGACUGGGUGCAAAACACCUCGUUGGCACAAUACGAGGGCAGCACUCAUGAGCCCACCGACGAUCCUGAUGCAUAUUAUCGCCCUUCCCUUCACCGUCCGACCGACCAAGAGUCAUCUCCAUUCCCCGGCGAAAUGACGACGACGCGGCAACGACAACAAACGUCCAACGGGACCUCACGCUCGACUCCAAAACCUUCUCUUCGAUCCGCAUCUGGCCCUGCGACUUCAUCGGGUGGUGUUGGUGUACGCUCAACUCCUCAGCUGCCUGCCAGUCGCCCGUCAGUAAAGAGCAUCGCGCAAAAAUUCAAUCAAUCUCCCUCCGCCGAAUCUUCUCCCUCUAUCUCCCGUGCCCGACCCGCACGACCCUCGCCAUCUCCUAGAUCGACAACAUCGCCCGCUGUGCAACAGACAUCCACCACGUCGUCUCCCGCACGACCGGCUAGGGAGGCAUCGUAUGGUUCCUACAAGUUCAACAAUCUAAAACCUCGGGAGCGACCACAGCCAGCACCCUCCUCAGCAAGUGCGCGGCGUGCGAACGGUGGCAGGAACAGUAUACAAGGGCACACUUCACCGUCAAGAACGAAGGUGUCGUCGCCGGUUCGGUCCCACAAGCACUCAACCUCCGCGACUCGACAGCCAUUCUUUGGAGAGGUCGUUGGAGAGCAUGAUGCAGUAACACCCGGCUAUGGUAUCCCGACUGCCGAUCCAGCGCUGCUCGACUCCAACCCAGUAUUGUCACCGAGCGCGGAAAACUCCACGAUUAAGAUCGUAUCUGACGAAUCUGGUCUAGCUCCUUCAGCACUUUUCUCGAGAAAUUCCCCAGUCCAGCACAGGAGAAUAACAAAUGAUAUGAACCACCCAUCCAUAGUAGGCGGCCAUUCGGCACACCCACCGGAGCCUUCACAUCCUCGAGAGCCACGACGAUACUCUCCUCCAUCUAGGAUUCCCGUAGCAUCUCGGCGUAUGAGUGCAGCUUCAGAUUCAAGUUCAUCAAAUCGUUCAUUCAAGGCUGGCUCCGCGCGACUUGUAGGCAGCUAUUCUAGGGCCUCUCCUGCUCCUCGGCCACAUCGAGCGCGGGUGCCUAAAGGGAAGGAAAACACCGCUCCAGGGAAGCCGCACAACUCGCACGAAGUGACACUAGCCUCGGUUAGCUACCACGAGCACAAGGGUCGUAGUAAGCCACCGAAAGGUACGCCUAACGGCACAAAGUUGACUGCUAUCAUUUCAGCUCCCCCGAAGCAGACGUCGCCCCGUCUUCGAAAUUCGAGGGAGAGGCAACUCCUUCAGUCCGGGUCCCCAGACCAGAGUUCUAGAAGUGUUGAUCAAUAUCCGAACACUGGAGAGGAACCACCCGUGCAACCUGAUAUGGCUCAGUCAGCAGUGACUGAUGCGCAAGUAGGAGAUAGUGCUAGCCAGGGUAAUGGUGAAUCUAUCCAUCCUGCCACAGUGACAUCUCAGCGCCUACAGCAAAUUGUCCACGAACAAGAACUUGCUCCUUCUGCUCAAGAACCAUUGAGUCUCCAAACAACUAGUCUACAAGUUCCACAAGACUCGGAGCCCCUGUCCUCGACUACGGAAUUCGAGUACGAGGAGUCCCCAGUAUUAGGCAUGCCCGGCAGCUUCAUGAUGACUCCACCCAUGGUGCAGCACACACCUCCGUUAGGAUCAGUGCAGGUUGAGGAUCAGCAAGCCCAGCAAGCCCAGCAAAAACCAACUGAAAUACUAGAACCAGAGUUGCUGCAGGCGCGAACGUUCCGCCCUCCAGGCAAUGGGAUGAAGGAGAGCUCCAGUUCAGAUGUACCACAGAAUGCAAUAUCCGAGUUCAGUGCGAGAGAAUCGAUUCCUAUCAUGCUCGGAGCUGAUGACCGACAGCCUGGAUGGGGUGUGUCCCCAACUCGCUCACGGCAAUCUCCUCGUUUAAAUAUUGGUGCCCACAAGUGGCGCGCCGAACCGCUUGAUGCAUCUGGAUCAAUCGCCUACCUGGAUGAGGACGAUUCGCCGAUUGACCCGUUUGCACAUCGAGGUACUCUACGCCCGGACGACUCUGCUAGUGUAGCCUUCUACCAGCAUGCGCGACUUGGCAUGCCAGAGCCAGAAUGGGCCCUCCCGGGCAGGAACGCGCGCGGCCAUCUAACACUGGACAGCGAGGCAUAUAGUGUCAUAAACAAGGUGUUGAAUAUAUACCACCAAUCUGACGCCGUCACGCCAGAAAUGGCCCAUGAUUCCCGACAGCAGGUACAGAGCGUGUCGCCGAUGAUAGCGCAGCACAAGGAUUGGGGUUCAAAAGAAGCUACGGAGACUUAUCUAGCGAGGCUCUUGAGCGAUGCCACCCUCUCUGGAGAACCAGAUGUUAAUCACGAAGCUGCAGCGGCAGAAAAUAUAUCUGGUGAAGGUAAGCAGGACAUGCCCGCACUGAACAUCAACAAAUUCGACGAGGAGCCUGCAGACUUUGAGGCCAGCGGAACAGCAAUCAUAUUCCCUCCGGAAUCGCGACGGUAUUCGCGAGGCUCAGGCGGUUCGACAAACACGACGAUUUGGGAGGAUGGUAGUCGGCCCGAUAGUUCUUCCGCUAAUCUAUCACGUGACCGCGCGCCUCUUGGCGAAUUUGGAACCGCGAUGCAGCACCAUAACGACCCCCUGUACGCACCAUACCCGCCACUCAAGAGCUCGGGGGAUUCUACUUCUCAAGGCCAUUCGUAUCCGACUGGAGUCCGGCCGAGCACUAGUAGCGAGCGUGUGGGAGCGACAUACGGGUCCCUACUGCCGGAAAUUGAGAGCACGGGUGAGGGCCUUGGUCUUUCACUACAAGCCGGCCACAGCCAGCACGCCCACGCUCACGCUCGCGGUUACGGCCCUCCACCGCCUCCAUCUUACUCGCCACCGCCUCCGCCAGCCCCGCAGUCCAUCGACCAGGCAACUUCAACCCCAUUGGCUGCCCCUGUCCUGUACACGCCUAGCGUCUACAGCCGACGCCCGCCAUCUAGUCUCCAUCCGUCGGCACCGAUGCCCGCCUUCGCCUUGAGCCCGCGCAUCAUGGGUAACGACCACAGUCGCUACAAGCGGCUCAGCGACGGACACCAGGACAUGCUUCUUACCCCGGGCGGCCCCGGGGGCGAGACUGACUUGGCUGACGUUCAGCCUGAUGUUGCUGCCGAUGCUGCCGAUGCCGCUGAUUGUACUGGUGCCGCCAAUGGCCCAGUCGCAUUCGGUGCGACAAUCGUCAACCAGCAGAGCGAUGCGGUUGCCCUUCGACGACGCUACAACAUCAUCAGAGAAUUUGUCACCACAGAGCAUCUGUACGCAAGCGACAUGAUGGUUGUUGAUGCCAUCUUCCAACAGACGUCAUUUCCCAUCAUUGACGACAAGGCGCGUCGCACUCUGUUCUCUAACUCCCACGAGCUUGCAAAGUUUUCUCACAAGCUUUAUCGCGAGUUGAAGAGGGCUGCUAGACCCGUGGUUAACAACGUACCUCCACCCAAGGAUGCGAAUGCAGCUGGCGACGACCACAGCAUUGCUCCCUCUGACGCCAACAGUUCCCAAGAAACGCUGGACCGUGCACCACCAGCACGUGACUACACCGACGAGCCUUAUGAUGAGUUUGUCAACCUCACCUCUGAUAAUGACCGAAAGACGACUAUGGGCGCCACAAUGAACGAAAAUAUGCCUAGGCUUGAGCGCCUCUUCACCACGUAUCUCCUCAACCACGAUGACGCCAACGAGUUCCUGAAAGCCAACGCCAAGAACCCCAAGAUUCUCGGAUGGCAGAUGGCCUGCAUCAAGCAUUCGGAAGGCCUGACCAAUGCCUGGGAUCUUGACUCUCUCCUUGUAAAGCCAACCCAGCGGCUUCUAAAGUAUCCUCUGCUCCUCGAUGAACUCCAGAAGGUGACUGGCAAGGACCACCCCGACUAUGAGGCCAUCAAAGCCGCUCGCGAAGAACUCAUCCAAAUCAGCGUCCGAAUCAACCAGGCCAAGAAGCGCCAGGAGACAUUGCGAGAGGCGACGAACGAAGGAAAGAAACAGAAAUCGAAAGGCUUUCUAGACAACCGUAUCGGCAAGAAUUUCGUCAAGGCUCUGACGAGCAAAGCCGACCGAGUUAAACAGCAAGCAGGCGCCGCUGAGAUCUUUGACGACCCAGAGUACAACUAUUUGGCCCAGCGGUUCGGUGGUCAUUUCUUCCAGUUGCAGAUCGUGUUGCGAGAUGUGGAAAAGUAUCUUGAAGAUAUCAGCAGCUACAUGGUCAAUAUCAACUGUAUCGUUCUCGGCUUCAUUGGUAUGCUCGACAGCGCUCCGUCUUCGAGCCCGGAGAUCGAGAGUGCAUGGCGACGUCAGGCGAUGGCUCUUUUUGAGUUGCAGACUGUCGCCCUUGAAGACCACAAAUCCGCCGUGCGCAUACGUAUAAUCAAACCAAUCCUGGAGCUUUGGAGCCUACAUAAUCGACCACAGAAGCUCAUGGAGCAGCGCAAGAAAGGCCUUCAGCAGCACGUGAAGUUCAAGCAAGCGCUCGAGCGCAAGGAGAAGAUUGAUAUGAAACUCCAAGACGCCUCCGACCAGUUUCUGACGGUCAACAAUGCCCUCAAGGCCGAGCUUCCGAAGCUGUACGCGGCGACCAAGGCUUGUGUUAUUGCCUGUCUUGAGUCAUUCGUCUUGUACCAGAAGGAUUGGUGGAAGAACUGCCAGAAGAAGAUAUUGCCUCUCCUCGAGUACGAACCAGAGCACACGACGUCCUUGACCUACGACCUUCAGCAAUAUGUCGAACGCUUUCAGUCAGAUCACAUGUCUGUCCAAGGCAACAUCAACCAUCUCAGCAUUGCCAACCAUACGCUCCUCAACAACGUCGCCAACCUCUUGUCACCGACUCCCACUCUCUAUUCCGACGAUACCUCUUCACGCAAGUCCUCCUCUCGCCGCACCGAGUCUGUGAGCAGUGACAUGUCCGGAGAUACCCGUCAUCGUCGUAGCGGCGGCUACAGCACCCAACGCACUGACAUGACUUCCUUCGAGGGACCACCGCGUACGGCCCUGAAGCGCUACAACACUCCUAUUAUGGACUAUUCUCAGUAUUCUCCAGUCGCAGCAGCUCGAGAGCGCGCCCUCAGCCCUGUCUCCGACAAAAGCGACACCACUAUCCGCCCUGAGCGGCAAAUCCCGAACCUCGACGGCGCCUUCGACGACUAUGAUCCCCCGGCCAUGGUUGAGAGCGCAUUCCUAUCUCCUACAUCCAAUCCCAACAGCUCCCGCACCUCGACCAUAUUCAACUCAGCUUUGCCAAUGUCCGACUCGCCAAUUCAGGCGACCUGUGCAGAAGGUUUGCUCAAUGGACCUGAUUCAGAAGAGCCGGAGGUUCUGUUCCUGGCUGCUUCCCUUUUCGAGUUCAAUAUCGCCCAUGAUCGUCGCGAGGGUGGUAUCCCAUACCUGGUUUACGUACCUGGCGAGAUCUUCGACGUAAUUGGCCUGAAAGGUGAGCUGUGGCUGGCGAGGAACCAAGACGAUCCGUCCAAGACAAUUGGAUGGAUCUGGGAGAAGCAUUUCGCCCGGAUCCUCCCGGAGGAGGUCUGAGGCCUAGGCCUCUGGGGUGAUCCGGUGCGAUUGCGGAAUUUCUGUUUUGUUUUUGUUUUUAGAUUCCCUCUGGCUUGCGUGGCAGAUUUGGGUGGGGGUCAAGGGGGAUUACCCAGGUUUUGGUUUUUCUUUGUUGGCGUUUUCUGCUGCUCCUCUGUCCCCGAAAAGGACUCAGAGCACUAGGAUAGGCUUCGACAACAUUAAAUGGCUCGCAUAAGUGGUGUUCUCUUGACUUGGCCCUUUAGCAUAAUGUAGGCGUGAUUGAUGAUUGUAUGAUAGAUGAAUACAUACAUGCGGAU